AGAGGAUUCGGGUGCCGCGUUCCCCGCUCUUUUAGGACCCGCUCAAGUCACCCUAUAUCCACUGGUCACCACAGACACACGGCGAACGUCGGCCAAGUCCCAAGAUGGCGCAGCCCAGGGGGACCACCGCCACGACCAGUUUGAGCAUCUUAUCCGAUUCGAUGAGCAGCUCGAGUUCCAGCACGGACUCCUCGGACUUCACCAGCUCCUCUACGAGCGUGACAGGCGACGGCGCUGCCACCAUUACCAAGCGUAAAACCUUUCGCGAGAGGUCGCUGAAGACCCCGAAGCUGCCGGAGCCGCCCAAGACCCACGAGGACCUUCUGCGCCUGACACAAAUGUCGAGCUCGGCCAUCAUCCCCACCGACUACCCGAUCUUGAUCGCGCCCCCCGAGGACAUGCGCCGACUCAUGGGCGUGCCCCGACUGCGUCGUCUCUCGGCCCUCGAGGCGCGACGCCGGAUGCGCAACGAGCUCAAACGCCUGCGCGCCAGCGUCUCCCAGAUGUGGUUCCUCUGCCUGCUCGUGCUGGCCGCGCUGGCCGUUCCCGCGGGCCUGGUCAUAGCGCCGUUCAUCACGUUCGGCGGCUUGCGCCCGACCCCCGCGAGGCCCGCCGGCUGGACGCGUCCGACGACGGCCUACCCGUGGGUCAACGUCUCGCGCGACUGCCUGCGACCGGUCAGGCUCAACGACGACAUCAAGCAGAUCAACGUACGCAACACGACCCUGCAGGCCGUCGCGGCGCACCGGGGGGACGUGAUCUGCCUGUUCAACAACUCUCGAUUCCGCAAGGCCCACCUGUACGACUACGCGCCGGCGAGCAUGCCGCUGUCGCUUUGCAACAGCCUGCUCUACUGGUCGCUGGCCGUCGAAGACGGCGUCGUGCGGAACCGGGUGCCCGAGUUCGACGUGCACUACGGCGUCUGGAAGUUGCGCGACCUCGUGCAGGGCUUGGCGAAGGGAGGUUCGCUGCCGCCGCUGCUCGUCGGCUUGGGUGGACACCGCGAGGACAGCGCGCACUUCUCGCGGAUGGGCCGCGAUUCGAUCCUGAUUAGCAAGUUCGCCGCCAGUCUGUUGCGCUUCAGCGACAAGCACGGCAUCGGAGGCGCCGUGAUUGACUGGAAGGACAUGGGCGGCGCGUGCGGCUACUCCGACGACUUCGUGUACCUCAGCCGAGUGCUCGCGGCCGUCGUGCGGCUGCGCAACCUGAACGCGGACAACUACGCCCUCGGCGUCGUCGCCCCGGCCGACACGGCUGUCGCGCGAGCCAUCACGCGGGUCGCCGCGAAGGUGACGGCCAACUUCGUCAUCUACGAGACGCACCGGUUGCACCUCGGCGACGUGGUGCGCAUGUGCUCGGCGGCCAGCGCCGACGCGAUCGCCCUGAUCGCCGACAUGCAGCGGGUCGCGGCGAUGGCGCCCAGGACCAAGCCCCCGGUCGCGACGCCCAGGCUGUGCGUGUCCUUCACGGCCGGCCUGCCGGUGAGCCGGGCCUACGAAGCGAGGCCGCCCGCACCCGUCCUGGACUACGUCGCCGUGGGGAACAUCAGCCUGACGCCCGGCAUCGUGGCCAUCUACGAGUUCUGCGCGCUCACGUCGGUCGCCCAGGUCUCCUCGUACGGGGCUUCCGGUAACUGCACCCGCAUCACGAAGCGACCCGUCGGCCAAACGAAGCACGACGUCACGCUUCCCAGCGGCGCCGUGGUGCCGGCGGGAACCGCCAUCCACGACUACUACGCCUUCGUGUCGCCGGCCACGAUUCGUGCCGAGUACACCGCUACGGCCGCCGCCGACACCCAGCGCUGCGCGGCCGUGUACGACCUCGACUUCGACCUGUACAGGGGCGGCUGCGUCAACGUGCAGCCGCAUUUUGGCAUAAUGAACAUCCAGACCGGUCUGCGGUGACGGCUGCGGCGAUGCAGCUGUCCGCGAGCGAACGGUUCGGUCUUUUAUCGAUUAAUUAGGUGACCGAGGGAUUUACGAUCGUAAAGAAGAUCAACGCUCGCGUAUUACUGGGUUGUUGAUUGCCUCGCUGGCGCAAAUGUAGCGCUGCGUGGUUUAUUUCGGGAUUUCGGCUAUAGAAGCAGCACUGUAUGUCGCUUUGCAAACUGGGGCGCAUCUGAGGAGCAUUACUGUGUUUCUUAUGCCUGUUGUGUAUCGCAUUGAACACUAUAUGCUGCGAUAGGUCGUCCAUUGUCCAAUUGUACACUUAGGUUCAUUUAUUCGUGUAGAUAGGUGCUGUCGUUUGUGGUGUUGCCGAUAAGCCAUCAGGCAUAUUGAGCACAUCGUACCAAGGCUUAAUAAAGCAAAGCUUCUAU
Dermacentor albipictus is the source of this 2317-nucleotide messenger RNA. RefSeq lists its product as uncharacterized. Lineage: Eukaryota; Metazoa; Arthropoda; Arachnida; Ixodida; Ixodidae. The record is from RefSeq and is a predicted model, not a curated record.